UUCCACGUCCAAGAUGGCCGCGGUUGGCGAGGAGAGACGUCGCUAAGGGGCUUGCCUGAGGCGAGGGGAUUCUAACAUUUUCAGAAAAUCUUUUGGAAAGAACAAGUCUACUUCAAUAAAUGAAGGAGAAUAAAGAAAACUCAAGCCCUUCAGUAACCUCAGCAAACCUGGACCACACAAAACCAUGUUGGUACUGGGAUAAGAAAGACUUGGCUCAUACACCCUCGCAGCUCGAAGGACUCGAUCCAGCCACUGAAGCCCGGUACCGCCGAGAGGGGGCUCGGUUCAUCUUUGAUGUGGGCACACGUUUGGGACUACACUAUGAUACCCUGGCAACUGGAAUAAUUUAUUUUCAUCGCUUCUAUAUGUUUCAUUCCUUCAAGCAAUUCCCAAGAUAUGAAGAAGUGAUGGUUCUGGAGAGAAUCCUGCUCCAGACCAUAAAGUUUGAUUUACAGGUAGAACAUCCAUACCAGUUCCUCCUCAAGUAUGCAAAACAACUCAAAGGUGAUAAAAAUAAAAUUCAAAAGUUGGUUCAAAUGGCCUGGACAUUUGUAAAUGACAGUCUCUGCACGACCUUGUCACUGCAGUGGGAACCAGAGAUCAUAGCAGUGGCAGUGAUGUAUCUCGCAGGACGUUUGUGCAAAUUUGAAAUACAGGAAUGGACCUCCAAACCCAUGUACAGGCGAUGGUGGGAGCAGUUUGUGCAGGAUGUCCCUGUGGACGUUCUGGAAGACAUCUGCCACCAGAUCCUGGAUCUUUACUCACAAGGAAAACAACAGAUGCCUCAUCACACGCCCCACCAGCUGCAGCAGCCCCCGUCUCUCCAGUCCACACCACAAGUGCCACAGGUGCCACCGCCCCAGCCGUCUCAAGGCUCCGACCCGCCCCAGCCGCAGCAGAAGGACUCGCAGCCGCCAGCGCCGCAGCCCCCGCCGCAGCCGGCCCCGCAGCCCAAGAAGCCGUCCCCGCAGCCUAGUCCUCCCCGCCCAGCAAAGCGGGCUGUGGUUGUUUCUCCCAAAGAAGAGAACAAAGCCGCAGAACCACCGCCACCUAAAAUCCCCAAGAUCGAGACCACUCACCCUCCACUGCCUCCGGCCCACCCACCUCCAGACCGGAAGCCUCCCAUCUCGGCUCCCUUAGGCGAGGCUGAGCCUCCAGGCCCUGUGGAUGCCAGUGACCUCCCCAAAGUGCAGAUUCCUCCUCCGGCCCACCCGGCCCCUGUGCACCAGCCGCCACCGCUGCCACACCGGCCACCGCCGCCACCGCCCUCCAGCUACAUGACCGGGAUGUCGACCACCAGCUCCUACAUGUCCGGAGAGGGCUACCAGAGCCUGCAGUCCAUGAUGAAGACCGAGGGCCCCUCCUACGGUGCCCUGCCCCCCGCCUACGGCCCACCAGCCCACCUGCCCUACCACCCGCACGUCUACCCCCCCAACCCGCCCCCUCCGCCUCCACCAGGGGCACCAGACACCUGCGGUCUGGGGCUGGGGCCCAAGGGAUGGGACGUGGGGUGA
Molecule: messenger RNA, 1514 nt
Organism: Puma concolor (puma)
Lineage: Eukaryota; Metazoa; Chordata; Mammalia; Carnivora; Felidae
Source: RefSeq, a predicted model, not a curated record